UGAUCGCCAAACAAUGACGACAAGAGAAUCCGGCUUUAGGCAGCUUAGGACUGCUUAGGACCGUCUGAUACUAAUAUUGCUGCCGGACAACCUUCUCCCUAUCUCUGACUCCCACCAUGUCGGACAUCAAGUCAUUCGGAAGAAAGUCCAAGGAGACGGCCUCACCACUUCUGCCAGGCGCCCCCCCUCAGAGCACGGCCUCGUCUAAGUGCAAGUUUUCCGCGCGCUACCCGUGGGCCAAGACCAUCCUCUGCGUCGUUCUCGCUGCAACCGUGUUGUUGAAGUGGACCGACGCGUUCACGGCGUGCCAUGAGUACCUCGCCCCGCCAUCUGUGGAUGAGGUUUGCUCCCAGGCUCAGGAGAUUGUCCCGGAACAGAAUGGUGCAAUCUGGAAGAAUCUUACCGAUGUAUUCGGCGCAGAGGCAUUCAGGCUGGAAUUGGCGGAGUCGCUUGGGGGUGCAGUGAGAAUCCCUACAGAGUCUUUCGAUGACAUGGGCCCCAUAGGUGAAGACCCACGCUGGAACACCUUUGGUCCCCUGCAUGAUUACCUAUACAGCAGGUUCCCUUUGGUGCACUCGUCCCUCAAGUUGCGGAAGAUCAAUACCUACGGGCUACUGUAUGAAUGGGCAGGCUCAGACAGGUCACUCGACCCUUUCUUGCUCACUGCCCAUCAGGAUGUUGUUCCGGUUGAGCCUAAGACUGCCGGGGACUGGGCGUAUCCGCCUUUCUCAGGUCAUUAUGACGGCGAGCGUGUUUGGGGUCGCGGAGCGUCCGAUGACAAGUCUGGCUUGAUUGGCUUGAUGACGACCAUGGAGUAUCUCUUGCAAAACAACUUCUCCCCUUCACGCACACUUGUUCUCGCCAUUGGCUUUGACGAGGAGAUCAGCGGUCCGCGUGGAGCGCAAAGUCUGGCAGAUGCUAUGCGCGAGACAUACGGCGAGAAGGGCUUUGCCAUGAUUUUGGAUGAAGGAGCUGGCUACGGCGAUCUCUACGGCCAAGCUAUCGCCAGUCCGGGCAUUGCUGAGAAGGGUUAUGUGGAUGUCCGUGUCGAAGUUAACACACCGGGCGGUCACUCUAGCAUUCCGCCUCCUCAUACGAGCAUCGGUAUGCUAUCCGAAAUGUUGGUACACCUUGAGAAAAAUCCCUUUGAAGCGCAACUGGCUCGCGGCUCACCCAUGUACAAGAACGUGCAGUGCAUUGCUCGCUGGUCACCUGGCCUUGAUCCGGACCUGAGGAAACAAAUAUUGCGGUCCGAGAAUUCGGACCGCGCUCUACACGCGGCUGAAAAGGUUCUAUUCAACAACUACUUGUUCAAGAACAUGGUUGGCACGACCCAGGCUAUUGAUCUGAUUCAUGGCGGUGUGAAAGUCAACGCGCUUCCAGAGCAGGUGUAUGCGAUAGUAAACCAUCGCAUCUCGACUGAAAGCUCGGUUGCUGUUACGCAAGCGCAUGACCGAGAUCUACUUUAUGAUUUCGCCCAGCAAUUCAAUCUAUCUUAUGUCGCGUUCGGCGAGCAGCUAACAGACGACAACCUACCAACAUUCGGUACCUUAGUCGUCCAGAACAACCACGGAGAUGGCCUCGAGCCUGCACCUACGACGCCGACGGACGCCGACGCUCUGCCUUAUCGCGUCCUUUCCGGCUCUAUCAAGGCGGCCUACAACUCCCACCGAAACAUUGAAGGGGAUGACAAUGUUAUAGUUAGCCCUGGAAUCAUGUCCGGAAACUCAGACACACGCUAUUAUUGGGACCUCUCCGACCACAUCUUCCGCUACCGCCAUACCGCAUUGGCUGUCGGCGGUUCCUUGCUGAAGGGCGUCCACACAGUCAACGAGUCGCUUGAGAUGGAUAACUACGUGGAGAUGGUCCGGUUCAUGGUCGCAGUUGUGCUCAAUGCAGAUGAAACUGCUCUGUCUUGAACAUACCAAGCUUGUAGGCUCAAUUGUGUAUGCGGUUUCACGGAAAUCGAAGUU
This is a messenger RNA of Coniophora puteana RWD-64-598 SS2, 1973 nucleotides long. RefSeq names its product carboxypeptidase S. The transcript has 13 exons. Bases 117 to 1919 code for a protein of 600 amino acids. The record is from RefSeq and is a predicted model, not a curated record. Gene Ontology annotation, cellular component: fungal-type vacuole lumen. Lineage: Eukaryota; Fungi; Basidiomycota; Agaricomycetes; Boletales; Coniophoraceae. Gene Ontology annotation, molecular function: metallocarboxypeptidase activity.